Molecule: messenger RNA, 2430 nt
Organism: Centruroides sculpturatus (bark scorpion)
Lineage: Eukaryota; Metazoa; Arthropoda; Arachnida; Scorpiones; Buthidae
Gene: rin
Product: ras GTPase-activating protein-binding protein 2-like
Exons: 8
Coding region: 245-1573 (442 amino acids)
Cellular component (GO): cytosol; ribonucleoprotein complex
Molecular function (GO): mRNA binding
Source: RefSeq, a predicted model, not a curated record
GGUUCACCAACUAAUAACAAAGUGCCAGUACCCAUUAGCCAUUGCGCGCUGUGAAAUCCUGGCUGAUGCAGAUCGACUCUAAAGCAAGUCAGAAUAAAAGAGAAUUAUUAUUGUCUCCUUUAAAAAAUCCCUUCUGCCGAUCUCUACCAACGAAGAAUUCAAGUUUUCCAGUGAAAAGAUAUUUUUCAGACUAACCAAAUUCCUGUUUUCGGGUCUUGCUUCUAAAGAUUAAAAAAAAAAAGUCAUGGUCAUGGAACAACCUAGUCCCCAGUGUGUGGGUCAUGAGUUUGUACGACAAUAUUACACACUUCUAAACAAAGCACCAUUACAUCUUCACAGAUUUUAUAGUAAUAAUUCAUCUUUUGUUCAUGGAGGAUUGGAUCAACCAGGACAAGAAACUAAGGCUGUAGUUGGACAACAGGUAACAGGUGAAUUAUCGAAUAAUGGUCAACCAAUGAGAAGGUUCAUGCAAACGUUUGUAUUGGCUCCACAGUCACCAAAGAAGUAUUAUGUGCGCAAUGAUAUAUUUCGAUAUCAGGAUGAAGUUUUUAAUGAUGAAGAAGAAAUAGACAAUCAAGAUAGUGGUGCAGGUAAAGAUGUUUCCUAUGUAAUAGUUUUUUGUAGGAAUGGAAGUAUUCAUUCAACUGAAACUCGAUCAGUUGUGAUCCCUCCUCCACCUCCACCAGAAAUUGAUCAGCAGCCAGAACUGGAAGCUGAGUCACCUAAAUCAGAUUGGGAAGAAGUAGAUGAACAAUCCCCAAUUGAAGAACAACCUGAAAUGGAUACAUCUGAGUUGACUUCUACUCAACCAGAACCAAAAACUUAUGCAAAUAUGGUGAGCAAAAAUGCUCCAACUACUGGAUUUGUCAACAAUACAGUAAUUGGUACAACUAGUCCAGCCACUGUUGGUACACAUUCACCAACACAAAAUAAAGCUGAAGUGAAUAAAUCUGAACAGAGCAAUGCUUCGGUUUCACCUAGUGGAAAUCAACCACAAGCACAACGGAUAUCAAGAUCUGUAAGGCCUGCUCCUGUAGUGAAGAUUGUAAGAGAAUCGGUUAUUGUUAAUCCAAGUGGAAGAGCUGAAGACAGUGGAGGUGAAGGAGAAAAACGCAAGCCUCCAUUAACACAGUAUCCAGAUACACAACAAUUAUUUGUGGGAAAUUUAACUCAUACAAUAACAGAAGAUGAAUUAAAACAUCAUUUUAUGCAAUAUGGAAAUGUAUUAGAAAUGCGGAUUAAUACAAAACAAACUCAGAAAAUGGGUAGUAGUGGAAAAGUGCCGAAUUUUGGAUUUAUUGUCUUUGAAGAUCCUGAUUCUGUUCAUAAAGUUCUGGAAAAGAAACCAAUUUUCUUCAAUGGCCAUCGUUUGAAUGUUGAAGAAAAGAAAACAAAGCCCCGAGACCAAAGAAUAGGUGAUGGUCGCAUUGGUAUAGGAAGGAGUGGUAUGAUGGGAAGGGGCGGAUUAGGAGGUCGAGGAGGUGGUCGGGGUGGCAUGGGUGGCCCCCAAGGUACCGGCAGAGGAGAGAUUCGUGGAGGUGGAAGAGGAGGCAAUUAUGGUCCACGCCGUUAAAGUUAAUUGAAAAUAUGAAUGAAUGAUUAUUGUGAUGUCCAUACUGUCUACCAUAUGCGGCUCUGGUGCCUGAAAUGCAGUUUAAGGUGAACCAGGGUAAUUGUGAUCAUAAAAAUAUUUGACAAUAGUUGGGCCAAAAUAACGUCGUUUCUAACAAGACUUAUCAUAAUGAUGGACAAAGAAGAACAUAAAAUUAUGUCAUGUGAACAAUUCUCAUCUUCAUUUAUUUAAUUAAUUUGUAUGGAAUUAUAAAUAUCCUUUGAUUAGUGUUUCUUCCAAGAAUGGGGUAAAAGUGAUUUUGUUGUUUAUGCUUAAAAGUUGUGAGUAUUGUUUUUAAAGUGGUAUUGAUGUGUUAAACUAAUGAAAUGUCUAAGAAUAAUAAUAAGGUAAUUUACAAAUAUCUGAAUUAAAAUAGAAAACAUAGUAAUAUUUUUACAAUAAUUGUAUAGAAAGAUGAAAACUGAAUACUAUAUUAACAAUACAUGUAAAUCUUUGUUAAUAUUAUUAGUCUUCAGUUGACUAGUUAAAGUUUUAAAGUUAAUGUGAAUAAGACAGUAAAAUAUCCUUAUUUACAAAAAUCACAAUGUUAUUUCAGUGUUUUAAAUUGUUAUUGCAAAUAAUUCACUUUUUAUUUGUUGACAUCAUCAGUUUAGAAUUUGGAAUCGAACAUAGUAUUAUGGAUUAUUGACGAAUCUUAAUUCAACUCUUCAAGAAUUCAUAAUAAAAAUCACAUUUGCCCCAUUAAUACUUUUAAUGAAAACUUUGUUUUGAAUUUGUUGUUAUAAAGUGCUGACUUUAAAAUACUCUGUUUUUCUCCCAAUAGACUUUUAUUAAAAUGGGUGUUUAUCCUGAAAAAA